GGGCGUGUUUUUUAGAAUAUGAUGCGAUGCGCUGUGUCUCGCGUCUCUGAUGCCAUGCCUUUUGGUCAUUUAAGGCACUUGCAGUUUGUGUAUCUACCACAAGAGGGCACGAUUAGCUAACAAAACAGUUAUAGUAAGAAGUAAAAUUGUCAUGGCAGGUCAGGUUCGAUCUCUCGUCGCUGCAAAGUGGCUUGCUGAAGCAAUCAAAAACAACCGAGUGGGACCUAGUCUCCGAAUUAUUGACUCCUCCUGGUAUCUUCCUAAACUUAAUCGUAAUGUUCAAGAAGAAUUCAACCACAAACAUAUACCCGGCGCCUCCUUCUUCGACAUCGACAAAUGCUGCGAUACAACUUCCACUUUUGAUCACAUGCUACCUUCCCAGACCGAGUUUGCUGAAUACGUGGGCAAUUUAGGAAUUAGUAAUGACACACACAUAGUCGUUUAUGAUACCAGCGAUUUCGGGGCAUUCGCUGCACCUCGGGUUUGGUGGAUGUUCAGGCUGUUCGGCCACGAGUCGGUAUCAGUGCUAAACGGGGGAAUGAAAAAUUGGCUGAAUGCGGGUAACACCGUUACUUCAGAGUACUCCAAACCGGAACAAGCAGAGUUUCGUGCAACUAUCAACGGCUCUUGGGUGAAGACCUACGAGGACAUGCUAGAGAAUUUAACAACUAAACAGUUCCAAGUCGUUGAUGCAAGGGCUAGUGGAAGAUUUCGGGGCAUUGAACCAGAGCCACGAGCAAACACAGAGCCAGGCCACAUCCCAGGCACCAUCAACAUGCCGUUCCCCAACUUCAUGGAUUCCUCAGGGCUGGAGAAGGACCCAGAGGAGCUGGCCCAGAUGUUCCGCAAUGCCGGAGUGGACUUGGAGAAGCCCUUCUGGGUCACCUGUGGCUCAGGUGUGACUGCUUGCCACAUUGCGCUGGCGGCGCACUUGUGCGGGCAUCCAGGUGUGGGCCUGUAUGACGGCUCCUGGUCAGAGUGGUUUACCAGGGCGUCACCGGAACACGUCAUCUCAGAGGGAAAAGGAAAGCAGGUGUGAAAACACCAGUGAGCUCUAAAGUGAAAAGCACAUAUGUAAUGUUACUACAUUUUGAGGGUCCACUCCUUUGUAUUGUAUAGUGGGAUAUAGUGGAAUACAGUGUACCACAGACGUUUUCAACAUCAGUGCUGUACACGUCUCCAAUGCAAAGCUUAUAUUUCUGGCCAAGGCCAAUAGUAUGUAUGGUAUGUAUGAAUAUGCAUGUUCAGAAAUGGUGUGUUGAUGGAUUUGACAAGCUCAAACUGUAUAGGUUUAGGGUAGAGUAGAGCAGGGGUAUGUGAAAAUAACAAAGUGCACUUUUGAAUACUGAUUUAACCUUAUUUCUAUCUUAGAAAUAAGUCUAUCUUCAUUAUCACUGCAUAGUAAUGUGGGGAACUGUUGCCACUAAUGCAAUUGCAAUGUAAUUGAAUGUUUAAAUGAAAGUGUUUUUGUUUAAAACUGAAUUAAAAUGUUAAUCAGUGGAACUGAA
Clupea harengus (Atlantic herring) is the source of this 1508-nucleotide messenger RNA. RefSeq names its product mercaptopyruvate sulfurtransferase (gene mpst). NCBI's taxonomy places the organism in Eukaryota, Metazoa, Chordata, Actinopteri, Clupeiformes, Clupeidae. The record is from RefSeq and is a predicted model, not a curated record. Gene Ontology annotation, molecular function: thiosulfate-cyanide sulfurtransferase activity. Gene Ontology annotation, cellular component: mitochondrion.